CCUGCUGGUGGCCGCACUUGAGGUAAACUUGUCAGUUUUGUGUAAUAGUCACCAAAUUGAUCCUCCCACAUCACUGUGGGCGAUCUGCUGCCGAGUUCAAAGGACACAAGUCUUGUCCUUGAGCCUGCCAGCGAGAUCAGAGCUGCAAUCUUUAUCAGGUGGAGCUUCUGCUGGAAGUCGGCCACUGCAGCCUCAGUCAGCCUGGGAAACACUUUCUUCUGCUGGAGCUCGCCCACUGACCACCGCCAAGAUGCCUAAGAUGAUCAGUGUUCAGAUAACCUCAAUGAACGCAGAGUUGGAGUUUUCCAUCAAACCCAACACAACAGGAAGCCAGCUCUUCGAACAGGUGGCCAAAACCAUGGGCCUGCGUGAGGUUUGGUAUUUUGGGCUGCAGUUUACCGACAUCAGUGGAGCCAUCACAUGGCUGAACCCGGCUAAGAAGGUGUUGUCCCAGGAUGUGAAAAGAGAGGUUCCCCUGCGGUUCAAGCUAAGAGUCAAGUUUUACCCUGAAGAUGUGGUCGAGGAACUGAUCCAGGACGUUACCAGGAAGCUGUUCUUCCUGCAGGUGAAGGAGGACAUUCUGUCAGAUGAAAUCUACUGUCCUCCAGAGACGGGCGUCCUGCUAGCCUCCUACGCUGUCCAGGCAAAGUAUGGAGAGUACGAGAAGUCAGUUCACCUUCCAGGUUACCUUUCCUCUGAGCGUCUACUCUCCAAAAGAGUACUGGAUCAAUACAAUCUGUCAAAGGAGGAGUGGGAGGAGAAAAUCCAGGUUUGGCACGAGGAGCACACAUCGAUGCUGAGGGAUGAGGCCAUGAUGGAGUACUUGAAGAUUGCUCAGGACCUGGAAAUGUAUGGCAUCAACUACUUUGAGAUCAAGAAUUUGAAGGGCACAGAGCUGUGGCUGGGAGUCGAUGCUCUAGGUCUCAACAUCUAUGCAAAGGAUGACAAGCUGACACCAAAGAUUGGAUUUCCUUGGAGUGAAAUCAAAAACAUAGCUUACAAUGACAAAAAAUUUGUCAUAAAGGCCAUAGACAAAAAAGCCCCUGACUUCGUAUUCAUUGCUUCACGACUUCGUGUAAACAAGCGAAUUAUGCAGCUGUGCAAAGGCAACCAUGAAAUGUACAGCCGUCGCCGCAAGCCAGACAGCAUUGAGGUUCAGCAGAUGAAGGCUCAGGCUAAAGAGAUUAGGCUGCAGAAGAAGAUGGAGAGGGAUCAGCUGGAAAGAGAGAAGAGGAAGAGGGAGAACAUCGAGAAGGAGAAGGAGGAGAUGGAGAGAGAAAAGCGGGAACUAAUGAGGAAGCUCAAUGAGUUUGAAGAAACAACUAAGAGAGCAGAGAGAGAGCUUCAAGAGCAGCUGGAGCGGGCCAUGAGGCUGGAGGAGGAGAGGAUGAGGGUGGAGCAGGAGGCGGCCCGGCUGGAGGCUGAGAGGAUGGAGGCCAUAAUUGCCAAGGAGGAGCUGGCCAGGCAAGCCGAGGACCAGAUGAAGAACCAGGAGCAGCUGGCUGCAGAGCUAGCCGAGUACUCUGCCAAGAUCACUCAGCUGGAGGAUGCCAAGAGAGAAAAGGAGGCUGAGGCUGAGUCAUGGCACAGCAAGGCUGUAGAAGUGGAGGAGAAUCUGAUGAAGACAAAGGAGGAGCUGCACAAUGUGAGAGGUUCUGCAUCUCCCCCUCGUGCUUCUUCCUCCUCUUCCUCCUCCUCUUCUUCAGAGAGUGAUCAUGAGCACAGUGAAGAAAACAGCGCUGAGCUCCAUUCGCAGGGCAUCGACGACCACCGCAGGGAGGAGGAGCGACUCACCGAGGCCGAGAAGAACUUGCGCCUUCAGAAACAGCUGGAGGCCCUGAGAUCAGAUCUGGUACAGUCUCGCGACGACAACAAAAAGACCCUCGAGGAUAUGAUCCACGGCCAGAACCUCCGAGAAGGACGCAACAAGUACAAGACCCUCCGUCAGAUCCGUCUGGGCAACACCAAGCAGAGAAUUGAUGAGUUUGAGGCCUUGUAAAAACCCCGGAGAUCUGAAGACCUCUCCUAAAUACCUCAUAUAGGCCUGGUUCAGCAUGUUUUAAUUUAAGUAAAAUGUAAUGAUUACAGCCACAUGUGCAGUUAAAUGGCAAGAAAUACAAAACGUGGAUGGAUUUUAUUUUGUUGGUUGGUUGAAAGUACUGUUUUUUUUUUUUGUUUUUGUUUUUUUUUGUACUCAAAUAUGAUUUUUUUUUAGUCCCAUUGAAAUGCUGGACGACUGUAUAUCCCUCUAAAGACCAGCUGUACUGCAUGAACAAACUGAUAUGAGAGGCUCUGUAAGAAACAUAUGUUAUUAUAAACAUUAUUAUACAUUUUCUUCACAGUUAUUUUAUUAUACCAAAUGGAGAUGGUCAAAUUUAAACUUAUUUAACUGAUACCCCAUGAUGCAAAUAACUAAAUGUUUUUUGGGAGGUUAGUCCAUAAAAUGUGACCAAAUACAAAGAAAAGGCCUAAUAUGUGUUUGUCACAGUCUACCGUCUUAUUCAUCUUAUACAUUUUUAAUUCAAAUUUGUGAUAGAAUAAAGCUGAUUAACAUCAA
Melanotaenia boesemani (Boeseman's rainbowfish) is the source of this 2557-nucleotide messenger RNA. Its product is annotated as ezrin-like. The record is from RefSeq and is a predicted model, not a curated record. The coding region runs from base 251 to 1999 and encodes 582 amino acids. The transcript has 13 exons. NCBI's taxonomy places the organism in Eukaryota, Metazoa, Chordata, Actinopteri, Atheriniformes, Melanotaeniidae. Gene Ontology annotation, biological process: regulation of cell shape; regulation of organelle assembly; positive regulation of early endosome to late endosome transport. Gene Ontology annotation, molecular function: cell adhesion molecule binding; actin binding. Gene Ontology annotation, cellular component: filopodium; adherens junction; cytoskeleton.